GUUGGAAGGCUGGUCCCAGAGAGCAGUAGGCCAUUGCGAUUGCAUUCCAAUCCAACCAUAUUUUGUCAGUGGUCUCCUCCAACUACCAUCCCUCUUUAACUGCAUCUAUCAGCAGUGCUAUUAGCUUGUCACUCCCAAUUAACAUUAACAAAGGCGAAGUCAUAUGCGCUGCCAUCCGCUCUCUCAGGUCUCCCUCCCCUUCCCUUCCUUCUCCUGGUUUUCCCGGCCAUAGGAAGAAGAGAAGGGAGGAGGGGAGGGGCGAUACUGAUGCCUGCGCAGCUUCUUGCGGCAAUCUUGCCGUUCUGCUAUCUGGAACUGGAGCUUGAGAGUGAGAAGCAGUGGUGGCGUCGUUCGUUUUGAUGCUCGCGGAGGCAGAAGCGUCCCUCCCUCUCGGAAGCGUCUCCGGUCCCCCUCGUCCGAGAAAUGGGGCUCUUGUCCAAGGACAGCCAGAGAUGACACGUUCUUCUUGACCUGCUAGCAAGGAGGGGCAGGCUCCUGCAUUUUGGGAUUUCCUUGUGCCUGCUCUGCUCGCCCUUUCUUGAGCAAGAUGCCGGCCAAGUACUUGCCGGCGUUGGGGAAGGAGAGGCGGCCGGAGCUGCACCGCCAGAUUGGCUGCGUCACCGGGAUCUUGCAGGCGUUCGACCGCCGCCACCCGCUCGCCGCGCACAAGAGGCUUCUUCCCCCAGGCCAUGCGCUGUCCAGCAAUCCAAGUGUAGGGGGAGACUGCACAAGAUAUCCACCCCAGAUUGUUCACGGGAAGAACUCGAGUAGAACUUGGGCUGACAGUCAGAGAGCACCAUCGGCGGAACUGUCACAAACCUCAUAUUCGUCAUCACCGUCUUCAUCAUUAUCCUCCCUUGACGGGAAUAGGUCACCACAACAAGACCUAUCGUCCACUGACCGAAUGUUAUUUCCAGAGAGGCCGUUCAAGAGCUCUUUUGACAGUGACAACAGACUUGACUGCCCUGAUGAUGCUCUUUCCAAGCCCAAGAACAUGCCCACAGCUCAAUCCAGCCUGCCAACGCUUGGUAUAAGAAAUCUUGUGAAGGAUUCAAUCUAUAAGGAUAGCCGUGACUUGUCAGUCAGAAUUUGCACAGAAGAAGAAGUAAAAGAUCACUCAUUCAACUGUGGGGAUCCACCUAGGCAAUUGGAUGGGCUUCCCCGUGACAGUACACAAGGAGAAAACAAGGGACUCAUGGACAUCAAUGAAUCGCUUCGAGUGUUAGCCAAGCUCCGGGAAGCCUCUUGGACUCCGUCUGAAUCAGGCCAUCAUGCAAGACUUUCAUAUGAUGCUGAUCGGUUCUUGUAUGAUGAUGGGCAGGAAGCCUCAUCAAAACUGAGGGAAGGAACGAGGUUGUCACUGGACAUCAAGGAAGGUCACCUUUGGAAUCGUGAAAUGGGCUUGAGAUCGAAGCCAGGCUUCAGUGCUGCAGACAGAAGCAGCAGCACGAUUAAUGGGGUCAAUGCAGCCUUGGAGACCCUGCAGGAACAGCCUGCCUGUAAGCGUCUUCCUAGUGUUGUCGCGAAGCUCAUGGGAUUGGAAGAUUUGCCUGAGCAUAAUGGAAGUACAGCAUCAUUGCAGGCGUGCAAAGCAGUUCAAGAGAGCAAGCAAGAGCCCAUGUUGAGCCCCUUGAGCAUCUCCUCCCAUAAUGAGCCUGCUCCUCAACAACAAAGGAAUCAGGAUUCAACAGUCAGAAAUAUACCCAACUCUAAGUUUCCUGUUGAAACUGCACCAUGGAAGCAACAAGAAAGGAUUGUGCUACCCCGAAAACUGCCAAAGGGAUCAAAAGGAGCUCAUGGAAGAGAGCAACCUGCUGCGUCAGUCUACAGCGACAUAGAGAAGCGGCUCAAGGACAUUGAUUUUCAACAAUCGAACAAGGACCUCAGAGCACUUAAGCAGAUCUUGGAUUCAAUGCAAGCAAAAGGACUGUUGCGAAACAAGAAAUGGGAGGAAGCAUCAAUGCUGAAGUUAUAUGAUGGAAACCAUGAUAGCAAAGAGAUGACCAAUGCGAACAUGAGACUGAACAGCAAGGCCAACCCCAUGCGGCUUCCUGAAGAGAGGAACACAGAAAGCUCUUUCAAAUCACCUAUUGUAAUAAUGAAGCCUUCAAAAUCUGCAAACCUUUUGAGCGAAGUGGAUUCUUCUGUCAUUCCACUAGGGGGUUCAUCUGAUCUCCCACAGCUGCAAACAGGCAAUAGCACUGAUAAAAAGAAAGCUUCAAUGAUCAAUAGGACAGCUAAAGAGCAACAUGCAAAAUCUAGUCCAAGGGUGCGUACUCCUCAACCCCUUGCUUCAUAUAACAGGAGGUCAAAUGGAAGGAAUGAAGAUAGCAGCAGCAAGCAAAAAUCUAGUUCACUGCUGGUUACUGAGAGUUCAUCCAGAAGACAACAGUUGCCAAGGGACAAUAGCAUGCAAAAGCAUAAAAAUUCCACUAGCCCCGGAUUACUGCAGAAAAAGAUCGAUGCAGAGCGGAGAGCUAGGCCGCCUGUUCCUUCUGCCGAAUUUAACAAAAACCAAAGGCAAUCUGCAGAUAGGAAUCAUUUAGAUUCAGGGUCAACCCGAAGCAAAAUCAGAAGAAAACCUGUGCAUGCACAAGGUGAUGAUGGCAUGCACAGUGGACUGAAUAGCAGGACAAGGAGCAUGAACCAGCAAGGCAAUGAUAUGCCCACAAGGUCAGAUGACAGUAUGGGUGUUGCUUCAGAGCUGGAUAUAGAAGUUACAAGUACUGACAGAUCUGCAGAAGUGAACAUUUCUAACUUUCAGCAAGGCAUUGGGACUCCAUCAGGAAGGACUCCUCAAAAAGUGAAAACCUCAUAUGAUGCAAGCAAGGACGUGUCAUCUGUAGACCCUUCAGCUUUUAUCUCUGAACGGCCAAGUCCAGUUUCCGUGUUGGACUCUUCGUUUGACCAGGAGGAUUUGUUCCCUACCAGAAAGACUUCGAAUUCUCUUAGUGUUGAUGAUGAGCGACAUACAUCAGAGGAACUUUGGACUUCUGAUACAAAGCCAACAAAGCUCGCUAUGCAGUCCAAGAACAGUAGGCUCGCUAAUGUAGCAAGCCUGCUUGAGAAGCUCCAGCAGCUUAGUGUGAACAAGGAUGACGAUGCCCCUCCAGUUGAUCAUAUUGCCUUCUUGUGUGAGACAGAAAGUCCAGACCACCGUUAUGUGUCUGAGAUACUGCUGGCCUCUGGCCUUCUGAUGAAAGACCUAGGUUCAGGACAGACAGGCCUCCAGCUCCACUCUUCUGGCUACCCCAUCAAUCCCGACCUGUUCCUCGUGUUGGAGCAAAGAAAGGCAGGAUGGGUCACAGAACCUGAGGGUAUCCAUCAAAGCAGAAGCGGUGCGAAGUCUGAUCCCAAGAGAGCGCACCGGAAGCUAAUGUUUGACAAUGUGAAUGAGCUUCUCCUUCAGAAGUUUGAGAAGGAAACUUCAGUUUAUUCGGUCAGAUCGUUCACGAGAGCGAAGGAUCCACCUGCAAAGGUUCUGAGCGGGCAGCAACUGGUGAAAUUCCUCUCUUCAGGUAUCGAAGACCUGGAGACAGAGCAAUCGCUCAUCUGCCAGAAGGACAGCAGCGUGAUACCUGAUGCAGAGAUCCUUCAAAGGCUGCAGGGAUGGACGAACUUCAGCAGGGAGCUCCCAGGGAUGGUGGUGGAGAUUGAGAGGUCAAUAUUCAAGGAGCUGGUGAACGAGGUGGUGCACGGCGAGUCCACUGAUGGCCCGCAGAUGAAGGUGGCAGGCAAGCGCAGAAGGCAGCUCUUUGCUUAAAAGUUAAAACUCCUUGGUUGACCAUCACCAGGUUGUGACUGUGGAAGGAUUUGAUUUAUGAAGUUGUAACUUUGUCUGCCAUGAGAGCUUUUUCCUAUGAAGAGAGAAGGUAUAGGAGUUGUAUGUAGUAUAAGCAGCGCAGAUUGCAGAGACCUGGAAUAGGAAUUUGUGCCAUGUAGAUACUAUGUAUACCAGUGCUUUUUUGUGUUUCUUUGGGGAUGCUUUUUCAGCUGAAAACUUGAAAUGGCAUCUAUCUUCCAUUUUCCCAAUAAUAAACCGUGAACGCCUUAACCACU
Molecule: messenger RNA, 4059 nt
Organism: Phragmites australis (common reed)
Lineage: Eukaryota; Viridiplantae; Streptophyta; Magnoliopsida; Poales; Poaceae
Product: protein LONGIFOLIA 2-like
Exons: 5
Coding region: 548-3763 (1071 amino acids)
Biological process (GO): regulation of monopolar cell growth
Source: RefSeq, a predicted model, not a curated record